CGGAUCUGCAAGGGCUCCACGUUUUUGUAGAGACAAAAUUCAGUUACAACAUCUGGCAUCCAUGUUACAAAUUCACGAUUUAUAAUUAGCUACAUAUACUCUUUUUACCAUAUAAGUAAUGCAUGGCAACUCCUAUAAAUAUCUUUAUUAUCCUUUUGUAAUUCCUACUAAAAGGUCAGCAUUAGUGACAUCACUAAUAUAAAGUAAAUCUUGCAUUGAUGAAUUGCUCUUACUGUAUUCUGUCUUUCAUAUUGACAAAAAGACAGGUCUUUACAUUUUACACAAGGAGGCAUAGGAAACACGAAAGACUUGCUCUUGUUAUUGUACAAAAAUUGAUUGGUUUGGAAUCACCACUCAGAGCAAAUUGACAACAACAGUGAUAAUAUGUAAGUGCUAAGAAAGAGUUUGUACUCAAUAUAAUGGCCAUCCAUAUAUACUGAUAUCAUUGAUGCUUUUGUUGUAUUGAAUUUGAUAUACAGCCAUAAAACAAUGGCAGCAAUAAGCCCAAAGAAACGCAACAGUAUAUUUGAUGAUUCUGAUGACUCUGAUGAAGAACAAGAGAUUACAAAGGAUGCAAAACCAGAGUUACCUCGGAAGGUGAACAAAACUUCUAAAGAGGAAAAUGCACGAAGUAAAAAAGUGGAAGGAAAGAAAGAAACUGUCAAAGCACGAAUAAAAUCCACUCGUGAAAAGGGAAAGGAGGUGACUGACAAAGCACAAACAACUUCCACUUCUGGGAAAGGAAAGAAGGAGAAUGACAAAGAACAAACAAAACACACUCAGGAAGAAGAAUCAAACACAGAGGAGUCUCCUUCUAAAGAGGAGAAUGAGGUUGAAGAAAAAAAGGAAGAGGAUAUGAAUCUGAGCGCGUCGCAAAUGGCCUUGAUCGAGAAGAAGCGACAACAGGCUCUCUUAAUUCGAAGGGAGAAGAUGAACAGAAAGAAUCCUUACAUACGAGCUGAAGAGAAGAAGGAAAGUGUAAAGGUGAUUCGCAUGCAAGACACCAAAUUGAUUGAUACUGGUGGUGGCUUCUUUAUUGAGGAAAAUGAAACCCCUGCCAAUGAGAUCACAGAUGAUGACAUAGAUGCUGCUAUGAAAUUGGUAACAGAACCAGCACCACUGUUUGAAGAGGACAGACCAUUUUGUUUAGAAUGUGAUCAUCCGUUCAACAAUUCAUUUCUAUUUCACAACUUUGACCAUCGAGUGUGUGAUCAGUGCAGGGAUAAUGAUGACAAGCAUGCACUCAUCACAAAAACAGAUGCCAAGAAUGAGUACUUGUUGAAGGAUGUAGAUCUAGAGAAGAGAGAGCCGCCUCUAAAGUUUAUUGUAAGAAAAAACCCUCACAAUUCAAGAUGGGGUGACAUGAAGUUAUACCUGAAAUCACAGAUUGAGAAACGUGCUCUUGAGGUGUGGGGCUCAGAAGAGGCCAUAGAAGAGGCUAUGGAAAAGAAGGAAGAACAGAGAGAAAUAAGUAAACAAAGGAAGUACAACAAGAAGAUGAAAGAGCUGAGAAUGAACGUAAGAAGCAGUUUAUACACUCGAGCAACAAAAACACACGAACAUGAAUAUGGUGAAGAAGUCUACCUUCCUGAUGAAGAUGAAUAUUCUCGAACUUGUAAAACUUGUGGCCACAGUUAUACCUAUGAUAAGAUGUAGUAUCAAGUAUGUUGGAGAAAAGCUGCUGUACUUCCUAGGUUUUAAUCAGGGACUAUUUAUAUAUUUAUUUUCUUACUGCAUUGAGUUUUUUUGUAGUGAGUUGGGCAACCUGUUUAUUGGCAUUCCAACUUUUGUAUUUAACACAUGGAAAAACUAAAAAUAUUAAUAACUGAGAUUUUUAAAAUGUUCUGUGUGUAUUAAAUGAAGUUUUGAUAUAGUAGUAAUCUCUUUUACAAUGUGUAUUGCCUGGAUAAUAGUUCCUAUGUGGACUCAUGCUCUAAAGUAUUAUUAAAUAAAAAAAAUUCUUUUGGUGGUGGCUGGUGGAACUUCUGUGCUCCUCUUGUCUGCCAACUAUCUAGUGUUGAUUCUCUGUUAGAAAAACCCACUGUACACAAACUCGGUUUAUUGAAAUGUGAGACAACAGUUUCAUAAUCCUCCUGCAGAAGGUGCACUGUAAAUGAAUGGCAGGUGAGCAUAGGUAAAUAGAAAAGAAGGCAGUUCAGAUCAAGUUAAAGGGUUGGAUAAUCUGUGAGAAGGGUGGCCAGCAUAAGGCAGCAAUCAGAGGAUAAAGUAAGGAGACUGUCAGCUGGAGAAAAAGUGCUGUUAAGGUUGAAAUUGGGCAGCUGAUUCAUUCCACCAGUCUGCAGAUGUUGACAUCAGAGGAAGGAAAAAAUACAAGUAGGUGACUAACCAUCUGAUGGCCUGUUUCUCACUUAUGACAAUAUUUUCUGGAUUACUUAUAAUAUAACUAGUGAAUUUGGUAUCUGACUCCCCAAAGUACUGCUUAUCACACAAGGCUCAAGGAAUACUACAGGUGCCCACCUUCAAAGUAGAGGGAGAACAGGUGUGAACCAGGUUGUAGCAGAGGGUGUUUACCUGGUGAAUGGUAAGCUUACAGUUUAGAGGGUGAGUGGGGCAAUGAAGAGAAUAGACCUCCUCAGUGUAGAAAGUAUACUGUGCCCUGGAUAACACAGAUUUGAAGACAUGGUGAGGGUAGCCCAGCUUAAUGAUUGAACAAUGCAUCCAGACACAGGGAAUCACAGAUGCAAAGGAGUAACAUUGUGGAGUAACAUUUGGGUAAUAAAAGAAGAGUUUGCACA
Penaeus vannamei (Pacific white shrimp) is the source of this 2756-nucleotide messenger RNA. The record is from RefSeq and is a predicted model, not a curated record. NCBI's taxonomy places the organism in Eukaryota, Metazoa, Arthropoda, Malacostraca, Decapoda, Penaeidae.